CAAUAUGAAAUAUCCACAUUUAAAAUUUUUUAAUCCCAUUCCCAUCUUGUAAUCUCUUUUACCAAAAACACACUUAAUGGCCUGUUCAUGUGAAACCUAGGCUUAGCACUUAGCAGACCCCCUUGUUGCCAUCAAACAGCCACACCCAACCAAACCCACCUCGCCUGGCCGCCGCCGGCCACCCCUGCAAAGCCCAGCAGCUGUUUCUAGUCCCCUGCUGCCACCCAUGUCUCACUAGCCCAGCACGUAAGUCGCCGCAAUUCAAGUCACCCAUCAUCUUCUUCUCCUCUUCCAGUUUAAAGGUUAAAGAGUUUCCCUUUUUAGUUGCUGAUGGUCUAAGGGGAAUUCUACAUAUGCUGCAAUAAUUCUCUCUUUCGUGCAUGCCAUAUCCCUUUUCACCAUUUUGUUCAAAAGGGAAGUUUAAAUUGCAGAUAGAUGCUUGCAUCCCUAGAAAAUGGAAACAAGAUAUCACGCAUAUUCAUGUGCAGCAAAAUCAGGUCUUGAAAGAUGAUAUUCUAGGAAGUGCACCAAAAACAUUUGAAACUGGGGGAAAAUUGAUGUUUCAUCUAUUACUUACAUCCCUGAAGGAAUAUAUUAUCCAAGGUGAUCUUAGAAAAGCGUUCAGAGCCUUCAUUUCAAUCCAGCUACAUGUCUCUUCUUUUGGUUCUUAUGAUCAAUACCUGAAGCCAGUAUAUUCAUUGCUAAUAGCUUGUUCCAAACACAAGUUGAUUCGACCAGGUAAACAGAUCCAUAGUCAGAUCUUAAUAUUGGGUUUAGAUCGACAUAGUUUGUUAGUUCCAAAGCUUGUCACUUUAUAUUCAACUUUUGAUCUGCUCCCUGAAGCACAUUUGAUAGCUGAAAAAUCUGGUAUUCUACAUCCCUUGCAAUGGAAUGUGCUUAUAUCUGCUUAUAUAAGAAACGGGCUUUCAAAUGAAGCUUUGUUUUCUUACAAACAAAUGUUGAAGUUUGGGAUCAGACCAGAUGAAUAUACAUACCCAUCUGUGCUGAAGGCAUGUGGUGAACAGUUGAAUCUCUGUUUCGGUAGAGAAGUGCACAACUCAAUUUUGGUCAGCGAAUACGGAGGGUGUCAGUAUGUUCAAAAUGCAUUGAUAUCCAUGUAUGGGAAAUGUGGAGAAAUUGAGGCUGCUCGUCUCCUGUUUGACAAGUUGUCAAAUAAGGAUGCAUUUUCAUGGAACUCUAUGAUCUCUGGAUAUGCCUCCAAGGGAAUGUGGGAAGAAGCAUUUGUAUUGUUUGAUCAAAUGAGGCAUGAGGGUGUUGAAAUGAAUAUGAUAACAUGGAACACUAUAAUUGGUGGGUGUUUACGACUUGGACAUUAUAGUAGAGCACUUAGUUUGCUUUCUCAAUUGAGAGCAUGUGGUUUUCAUUUGGAUGAUGUUUCGGUGGCCAGUGGUUUAAGUGCCUGCUCUCAUAUUGGAGCUAUUAAAUUAGGCAAAGAGAUACAUGCUUCUACUUUCCGUGGGGGUUAUGCUAAAUUUAAGAAUGUUCAGAAUGCAUUGAUUACCAUGUAUGCUUGCUCUGAAGACCAUAGACAUGCACAUAUUGUUUUUCAACUUAUGGAAGAAAAGGAUAUAAUUUCUUGGAAUUCAAUAAUCUCAGGUUUUGCACAUUUUGGUAAAUUUGAAGAAGCUUCCUUCCUCUUUAAUGAGAUGUUGCUUUGUGGCUUUAAACCUAAUCAUGUUACUAUAGCAAGCAUUCUUCCCCUAUGUGCUAGAAUAGGUAAUCUACGACUAGGCAAAGAAUUCCAUUGCUACAUCCUCAAACAUCAAAGGUUAAGGGAGCAUUUAGUACUGUGGAACUCACUGGUGGAGAUGUAUGCAAGAGCAGCAAAACUUUCAGAGGCAAAGACUAUUUUUAAGUCAUUGACUUCGAAGGAUGUCGUCACAUAUACUUCUUUAAUUAAUAGUUAUGGAGUUUUAGGAGAAGGAGAAAUUGCAUUAAAACUAUUUGAGGAGAUGCAGAGCUCUGGUAUCAAGCCUGAUCAUAUAACUUUCGUUGCAGUUCUAACAGCUUGUAGCCACUCUGGUCUUGUGAUCAAGGGUCAAUUCUUUUUCGAAAAAAUGUGGAGUGUGUAUGGUAUACACCCUCAUUUGGAGCAUUACGCAUGCAUGGUAGACCUUUAUGGUAGGGCCGGGUUACUCAAGAAAGCCAUAGAGAUUAUAAGAAGGAUGCCUUAUGAUCCAAGUGCUGAUAUGUGGGCUACUCUAAUUGGGGCAUGCCAAAUCCAUCGAAAUACAGAUAUAGGAGAGUGGGCAGCUGAGAAAUUGUUAGCAUUGAGGCCCAGAAAUCCCGGCUAUUAUGUAUUGAUUGCUAAUAUGUAUGCUGCAGCUGGUUGUUGGGAGAGGUUAGCAAGAGUUCGUACAUUAAUGAGGGACUUAGGAUUGGUUAAGCCCCCAGGUUGUGCUUGGGUUGAUAUAGGAAGUGGUUUUGAACCUUUUUUGGUGGGGGAUUCAUCCAUUGAAGUAUCAAGUGAGAUAUAUCUUUUACUUGAAGGAUUGAUUGAACAUUUGAAAAAUGCUGGACACAUUGCUGAAUUGGUUACAGAUCUCGACGGUUUUGAGGAGUGAAUAGAAGUGUAGCUAGCAUCAAGGAUAUGGUCAUAUGGCCAAUUGUGUAUACUGGAGCUGUUUGCUGCUCAUGCUUAUAAAAUUAUAUGUGAUCGAUCAUCUAUUUGUGCUAAUUGCUCUUGAUGAUUUCUCCAGCCUCCUCAACAAUCUUUGGAAGGUUACAAGCAUGUUAUAGAUGUUGAGUAUUGUCCUCCAGUGUUGUCUAAGGGUACUCACUUUGCUCCGGAAGUUGGCAAAGCUAAGGAGGCUGUGCAGACUAAACCGAUGAACAAGGGGGAGACAAAGAUGAUCAGAGAACGGAAAUGAGUUAGAAGAUGACUGUUGCAAACAUGGAAGAGGGAGGAAGGCUUAUUAGGCCUCGAUCAAAAUGGAGUUUGUGCUUAUCCCCAGAAAAGUACAUUGAGAGAGUUAUAAAGCGAUUUCAAAUGACUAAUGCAAAGUCCGUCUCAAAUCAUUUGGCAUUACAAAUGAAGUUAUUUAGGAUGGAUGCCCUAGCUCUAAGGAGGAUAAUGAUUACAUGUCAUCGGUUCCAUAUACUAAUGCAGUGGGGAGCAUCAUGUAUGCAAUGGUGUGUACUUAACCCGAUAUUGCUCAAGCGGUCUGUAAUGUGAGUACAUAUAUGCCAAAUCCGAGCUUGCGGUCAUGUGGAACCUUAGGUGUUUUAGGUGUACAUCAAGUAUAUGUAUAAAGUAGGGAAGGAACAAUGAUAGGCUUCUAUGGUUUUGUAGAUUCCAAUUAUGGUGGAGAUCUUGAUGAAAGGAAGUCAACUUCGGAAUAUGUGUUUUGUUUUGAAAGGUCCGCUAUAAGCCUAUAAGUUAGAAGUCUACAUUGCAAGGGGUUAUGGCUGAAUCUACAACAGAAGUCAAGUACAUGGAAAUAAUGGAGGGCUUUAAAGAAGCUCAAUGGCUAAGUGGUUUUGUGGGUAAAAAAAGGUCGAAAAGAUGUGUGCCUAUUGUUUUUUCGUGAUAGCCAAACAACCAAUAAUUUGGCUAUGAAUCAAAAUUCUUACUAUAUGAGGACAAAGCACAUUAAGAUGAAGUUUCAUUACAUAAGAGACACAAUUGCUAAUGGUAAUGAAAUCUUGAAGAAGGUUCAUACCUAGGAUAAUCCGAUAGAUAUGUUAAGUAAACCUUUGGCCACUUUGAAGUUUGAGCAUUGCUCAAACAUAAUCAAUUGUUAUUGAUUCAUGUGA
Molecule: messenger RNA, 3777 nt
Organism: Amaranthus tricolor (Joseph's coat)
Lineage: Eukaryota; Viridiplantae; Streptophyta; Magnoliopsida; Caryophyllales; Amaranthaceae
Product: pentatricopeptide repeat-containing protein At1g71490
Exons: 3
Coding region: 381-2585 (734 amino acids)
Biological process (GO): RNA modification
Molecular function (GO): RNA binding; protein binding
Source: RefSeq, a predicted model, not a curated record